Rhododendron vialii is the source of this 1102-nucleotide messenger RNA. RefSeq names its product two-component response regulator ARR17-like. The transcript is spliced from 5 exons. The record is from RefSeq and is a predicted model, not a curated record. Gene Ontology annotation, biological process: phosphorelay signal transduction system; cytokinin-activated signaling pathway. Bases 412 to 864 code for a protein of 150 amino acids. Lineage: Eukaryota; Viridiplantae; Streptophyta; Magnoliopsida; Ericales; Ericaceae.
AAAAAAGGGAGGGAAUGAGCUGGAAUGAAAUCUCUUGAAAGCAGGGCCGGAUAUGGUACGCUGAUACUGAUACUGGUACAAGAUACAGAUACCGUAUAUCUAUAUAUCCUGCGAGAGCGCGAAAUGUAGAGAGAGAGAGAAUCGUAUAUGCGUGUACGUAAUUGGUUGGGGACCGCAUCGAAUCGGGUGAAAACCCAACAGGAUCACGAAAAAUCUGUGACGAUUGCCCCCCACUUGGUUCUCUCUCCCUCUCUGAUUCGCCCGAUCAAUAUCUGUAUAUAUAAUACAGCCCCACCCUCCUCCCAAUUGCAUUCGUACAUCUCUUGUUGAUUUUGGGUUUUUUUCUCUUUCGAAGCAUACUUUGUUUGUUUUUGGGUAGCGAUUGAGCAAUAGGAUUAGUACAAACCCACCAUGGAAUUGGAUAUGGAUGCUGCUUCUUUGUCGAAUGGAAUGGGUGUUGAGAAUGAGCUUCAUGUGCUGGCAGUUGAUGAUAGCCUCAUUGAUCGCAGACUGGUCGAAAAAUUACUCAAAAACUCCUCCUUCAAGGUGACAACUGCAGAAAAUGGGUUGAGGGCACUGGAGUUUCUAGGCCUGGGGGAAGAUCAAACGAACAACCUAAAGACCACUGGUUCAAAGGUGAAUUUGAUAAUCACAGAUUAUUGUAUGCCGGGAAUGACAGGGUAUGAUCUACUCAAGAAAAUUAAGGAAUCUAAUGCUCUGAAGGAGGUUCCGGUUGUUAUAGUGUCAUCUGAAAACAUCCCCACGCGUAUUAACAAGUGCUUAGAGGAAGGGGCUCAACAGUUCAUGCUAAAGCCUCUCAAGCAGUCGGACGUCAAGAAGUUGAGAUGCCAAUUGAUGACAUAGAGAAGAAAGCUAAAUGAACAUUCACAUUGAAAGGGCAGGAGAAGCCAGAUUUUUACUGACUAGUUUCAAAAUAUGGUUUUUUUUUCUUUUUUUUCUGGCGACAGUUACUUUUUUUCUACUCAAUGAUGAUGAGUAGUUUCAUACAGUUUGUUCACUGAAAUUUACUUCUGUGGAAACUUGUCCAAUGCCAGCAAAUGUCUACAAAAUUCUUCUUGUUGAAUCAGACAAUAUUCAGUCA